AUGACACGUACUGCGUUGGAACUAGUCGGACAAGCUGACCUCGGAUAUUCGUUUGACGACCUAACUGAAGGCGUCGCCCUUCACCCGUACAGCAAGUCGGCGAAACAACUUGUUCCGCUUUCAUUUUCAAUGUUAUUGCUUCGCAUGUACCUUUCCUCCGUCGUCGUCAAGCUCGGCCCACUAAAGUUCAGACAGUUCCUCGUCAACAUGAUCCCUUGGAAGACCAUGCACAGGCUCCGCGAUGUCGUCGACGUUUUACAUAACACAUCUGUUGAGAUAUUCGAAUCUAAGAUGGCCCUAGAAGAGGACGACGAGGUCUUCAAGGCGCAGUUGAGUCAAGGCAAAGAUAUUCUGAGCAUUUUGAUGAGAGACGACAUGGCCGCCUCGAAAGAGGACAAGCUGGCCGACAAAGAGCUUCUUGGACAGAUGUCGACCUUGACGUUCGCUGCAAUGGACACGACCUCCGGCGCACUGUUGCGUAUGCUUGACCUCCUCUCGAAGAACCAAGGCGUCCAAGACAAGCUUAGAAACGAGAUUCGAGAAGCUAGGCAACAGAAUGGUGACCUACAUACCGGCUGA
Cyclocybe aegerita is the source of this 579-nucleotide messenger RNA. The record is from the annotation of a GenBank genome assembly. NCBI's taxonomy places the organism in Eukaryota, Fungi, Basidiomycota, Agaricomycetes, Agaricales, Hemipholiotaceae.